Messenger RNA from Durio zibethinus, 648 nucleotides. RefSeq names its product mediator of RNA polymerase II transcription subunit 11-like. Gene Ontology annotation, molecular function: transcription coregulator activity. The record is from RefSeq and is a predicted model, not a curated record. Gene Ontology annotation, biological process: regulation of transcription by RNA polymerase II. Gene Ontology annotation, cellular component: mediator complex. NCBI's taxonomy places the organism in Eukaryota, Viridiplantae, Streptophyta, Magnoliopsida, Malvales, Malvaceae.
GCCAUACGGUGCGUUUAACUUGUCCGGAUGAGAUUCGUUUUAGGAUUCUGACUUCGGAGAAGGGAUUUUUGGGUUUGAAGAAGAAGCGAAGGUUUGAUGGAUUCUCCCACUCAGAACACAUCCUUGCAGCGACUUCAAAAUGUGGAAAAGAGAAUAGUUAGGGUUUUGGAGCUGGCGGGAGGUGUCAUGGAUGAACUCGCAAAUCCAACGGGUCCCAGGAAAGAAUUUAUCAACAAUCAUUGCCGUGAAUUCAUGAAGAUGAUCAAGGACAUCCAAGUGACAUUGAGGGAUGAAAUCAAGAGUGCUUGUGAGUACCGCCCGUUUGAGAAGUGCGAUUAUAGUUCGAGAAUAUCGAAUGAAAUCUGUUGCAAGAAACUCGAAUACGUGCUUUCUCAGUUGGAUGCGAUGAAACAGACCAUUGAUGAAUAUCAAGCUACAAUUUAAAGAUGCAAUGCAAGGAGUUAGAUUGACUGCUUACUAGCCAGACAAGAUAGACAAGGAGGUUUCUUUUCUUUAGUAUAAUCAAAGUUUACUUAGGAAUUGUCUUAGUGAACAGCAUGGCAAUUGGCAAAGCUGAAUAUUAUAUGUAAUAUAUGCCCUUUCAUUUGAACAAAGUUUACUAAUUUCAUCUCUUAUAUCCUUUGUUGA